AUGAAUUCAAACAUGGAAAUACCGGCAGAAUUAAUUUCAUCACCUAGAAAAGGUGAUUUAAUAGCUAUGAUUGCUGCUAGAAGAAAAGACAGUGAGGAAAUUCCAUCAAUAAUCACCAGUGAGCCUCCAGAAAUCAUUUUUUCUGCCCCAAAUUUUCAUGGGCUUGAAGAUUCAUGCACAAAUGAUUCUGAUACUGAAGAAGAGCCACAAAAUAAAGAAAUCAUAGAAAGGAGCCCUUUUUUGAACAGAAUAAUGCAGUCUCCUAGAUACAACUUACUGCCUAUGAAAACUAGAAAAGCAAAGCGACUUACACUUGUGCUUGAUCUUGACGAAACAUUAGUGCAUAGUGAACUUUCUCCAAUAGAAAAUCCUGAUACUGUGCUCAAAGUAUCAUUUAAUGGAGAAAUUUGUAGCGUUUAUGUUAGGUUUCGGCCUGGGAUGUUUGAAUUUUUAAAUAAAGUUUCAAAGAAAUUUGAUUUGGUCGCUUUUACCGCUUCACAUGAAGCCUAUGCAAGUCAACUUUUAAAUGUGAUAGACCCUCAAAGGAAAAUGAUAAGAUACAGAUUUUACCGCUCUUCUUGUGUUGAAAUAAAAGGAAAUCUCAUAAAAGAUCUGAGGCUAUUUGGCAGAAGUCUAAGUGAAGUUAUAAUUGUUGAUAACACCAUUUCAGCUUUCUCGUUUCAGUUGGAAAACGGGAUCCCUAUUACAAGCUGGUUUUCUGACCCAAAUGAUAUUGAGCUUUACCAAGUUUCUGAUUUCCUUGAUUCCCUAUUAGAAGUUCCUGAUGUUCGUCCUGUUUUGAAGGCAGCUUUUAAUAUUUCUGCACAAUUUAUGUAA
Molecule: messenger RNA, 837 nt
Organism: Blepharisma stoltei
Lineage: Eukaryota; Ciliophora; Heterotrichea; Heterotrichida; Blepharismidae
Source: the annotation of a GenBank genome assembly